AUGCUCUACACAAGACGUGGCUGCCGAAUGUCGCCAGGUGUAUCCCGUUGCUACGAGCUUCAGCCUGACCCUUAUGAUUAUACGCAGAGGAAAUCGAUACGGAUAUGCCUCUUUACAAACGUUGAAAACGCCGGUGAACUCAGGGCAAAGUUACGAACCGGUGAUUUGGAUGCGGCGCUCGUCAGGGCGGAACUGGUCCUGGAACCGUUCCUCUUCCUCGCUGCCGCUGAAAAAGCCGUCUACCAAUAUGCCCAUAACCGGAUGUCAACAAGAAGUUUGGCCGCCGAGCUCAUCUACAGUUUAUCGCCUAGUAGAAAUAUUUCCGACUCGCUGAACACGUUCGGCGUGGCGGAAAACUCGAAGACGAUCCUGGCCGCGGUUUUUGAUGAUGAAAAAGGAUCGAAAAUGAAGAAACUCGCUAAGCAAAUCAAGGGCCAAGCCGUGCACUUGAACUUCCUGAGGAAUGUCGCCAACCUGAAGCUGAUCAAGCGGAUCUACAAAAUCAACGAUCCAUCAAUUACGCUGGAAAACAUUGACGAGGAGAUUUUGACGCGGCUCGUCUCCAAGGAGUACAUUUCG
Messenger RNA from Mesorhabditis spiculigera, 579 nucleotides. The record is from the annotation of a GenBank genome assembly. NCBI's taxonomy places the organism in Eukaryota, Metazoa, Nematoda, Chromadorea, Rhabditida, Rhabditidae.